This is a messenger RNA of Seminavis robusta, 765 nucleotides long. The record is from the annotation of a GenBank genome assembly. Lineage: Eukaryota; Bacillariophyta; Bacillariophyceae; Naviculales; Naviculaceae.
AUGACUAAUUAUCGUUUUUGGGAUCAUGAACCUGCCAAGUUUGUGGCGGCCUAUAUUAUCUCUGGUCUCCUUGCCAUUCUGAUUCCAGGAAUCAACCAUGCCAAAUCGGUGAAACGAUACCAGAAUUCGUACUACUACCAAUACAACAACCAGUACGACGACCAGGACCAAAAUGGCAGUGGUGAUCUCCCUUCGUGGUUUUCUGGAUGGAACGGCAACGCCUACGUCAGCGGGGACAGCCAAGAUGGCAGUAGCGCCAAUUCUGGAGCAAUCAAGUUUGUCUACACGUGGGAGUUGCUCAUGUUCUUGGGAUUGCUGGCGUAUGGAGGCAUGGUCUUGUUCAAGUUCAGGGGUCCACUGGCACAAUCUCGCAUGGCCUUGUGGUCCCUCUUUGUCUUGAUCUUUGUAUGGGCCAACUUUGCCUUUAUGACCAUGUGGCUCGUGGCAAACGGAUCCAUCUACACGGACGGAAGAGAGAUGGAAGAAGUUGGAGGCUUCUACAAUCAGUUUAGUGUUUUGCUCUUUGUGACUAACUUUUGGUAUUUGAUGUGGUCCAUUUGUUUUUGCAUUGCUUUGGGGGUCAGAAUCUUCCGAAAGGCAGGAGAAGAAGUUAUCAAUGAAACCAAAAAGCCCGGCGAUAGCAUGAACUAUUUGCCGUACUCUGAACCCAGUGUCACUGCCACCGGCGUCAGCACCCUAUCACUUCCACUAUCUUCGACAGGGGCACCAGCACCAGCACCAGCACCCAAGAGCUCGUGGUGGUAA